AUGGCUCCGACAGCAACCCUCACCGCAACCAGCAGCACAACGUCCACGACGCCUAGCCACAGCCACCGUGCCCUAUUUGCUGGCGGCAGCAGCACCACCACCAGACCUGCCUUUGGCCGUUCCCUUCGAAAGCUCGCCACCGCAGCCUCGACUCCCGACCUCAGCUCCCUCUACGCCGCCCAAGGCUCAUCGACGUCCCCCGUUUCGAGCUUGUCGCGCAAGGGUUCGCUGGCCCUGCUGACGCCGAGCUCGCUUGCCAGCAUCCCCGAUGUUAGCGAGGCGUACGCCCUCGACUCUGUCCUGAGCGAUUCAACCUACAUGAUGACCCCCGCGACCCCGGGACAGCUCUCCGUCUCGGCCGUCGACGUCGUCGUCGGCGACGCUGUCGACGUCCCCGGGGGCAUGCAUGGCAUCGUCCGCUUCAUCGGCUCCGUCCAGGGGAAGAGGGGAACCUUUGCCGGAAUCGACCUUCACGCGGAUCACGCAGCCAAGGGCAAGAACAACGGCGAUGUGGACGGAAUCGCAUACUUCUUGACGACCCUUCCCGGGGCUGGCAUUUUCGUUCCCGUCUCGAAGGUCACCCGACGAGGUUUCUCCCACAGCGCAGUCAAGGGUUUUCCGAUGACGCCGACUCCGAGUGCUUCCGCCGGAUUGCGGAACAUGAACCAUGCGACAACCUUUACACCCCCUACACCGGGCCGCCAUCAGUUCAGCGUUUCUGUCGGCCCGGCUGCGAAGGCACCGAGCCCGCAUGGCAGGAAACCGAGAAUGUCGCUCCCUCGAUCCGAAUCCCCCGUUCGACGAGUCCAGAUGACGCCGGGCCCUCGCCCAUCCAUUUCCGCUCCCGUCAAAGUGCCUCCGAGAUACGGAAGCCCGACCAACAAAUUCUCCCAGAGCGUGCGGGGAGCGGCUGUCGACCCCAGCAAAAAGAUUCGCCUCGCCGCCGCCACAGGAUCUCGCAGUGCUUCCGCCUUGGGCUCCACUCGCGACCUGGACGAUGAGGCUGCCCUGCUGGACCUGCAACGAGUCAAGACGAACGGCAGCACCGGCUCGGCAUCUUCCUCGAGCAACCUGAGAUCACUUGGCCCCGCCUCGCGCGCCAACGCCGCCAACGAGGAAGAGCUCGAACGACUCCGAACGCUGCUCGAGGAUCGCGACCGUCAGCUGAGGGAACAGACGACGACGUUGGCCGAUAUGGAGAGCAGCUUGGUCGAGCUGCAGACUCUCAUGGAACACCCCGAUGGUCUCGCCUUUCGAAGGAACAGCAUCGAUGACAAGGACACGGCGCAGCUUCGGCAUCUGCUGCGGGAGAAGAGCGAAAAGGUUGCCAUGCUCACGACAGAGUUUGAUGCCCACCGAGCCGAUUUUCGGAGCACCAUCGACACGCUGGAAAUGGCGAGCUCGGAAACCGAGCGAGUGUAUGAGAAGCGCAUCGAGGAGCUCAUGAUCGACCUGCGGGAGUUGGAAUCGAGGAACCUCGACGUCGAAUCGGUCGCGAGCCAGCUGAAGCAGCUCGAAGAGCUCGUGCAGGAGCUCGAGGAGGGCCUGGAGGAUGCCCGCCGGGGUGAGGCGGAAGCUCGCGGGGAAGCCGAGUUCCUCCGAGGCGAGGUGGAGAGGACCAGGACGGAGCUGCGGCGCGAACGCGACAAGGCCGAAUCCGGCGGCCACUUACACGGUGAGCAUGCCGCGCUCUCGAAGGAGCUCGAGAAAAAGGAAGAUGAGAUUCGGGGUCUCAAAGCGAUCAUACAUUCUCUCAGCCGAGAUUCCAUCCUAGACCAGGCUGCGCUCCAGCGACCUGGCUCCUUGGUUGCCUCUGGCGAUUCUGCCGAUACCUUCGACAACAAGAUGGGCCGUGAGGAGUUGGUACGGCAGAUGAGGGAGCGGCAGGCACUUGCGGAGCAGAAGAACACGCGGCAGGCACUCACGGUGCAGAUGAACACGCGCGAGGCGGACAUGGAGCAGGAGUCGGACGCCCUUCAAACCCCCGUGGCUGCUCAUCAGCCUUCGGUCAGGGACUCUCGAGAUACCGUCAUUCCUGCGCCUACGCACGAGCGGCGCUCACGCGAAGCUACCCACAAGCGCUCCAACACCCUUGGCAGCAUGCGCGAGAGCGACGCAUACUCCACCGCCACCGAGACCAGCACCCUCUGGUGUGAGAUUUGCGAGACGGGCGGCCACGACCUCUUGACGUGCACCAACAUGUUUGCGUCCGAUGGCCCAAGAAUCGCUGGCGGAAGCAACGCUGGAGACCCCGUCGCGAACCCCGUCGCGAACCCCGUCGGAACCCCCAUCAAAAACCUCGUCGGAUUGAGGAGGCGGAGCAAGAGCCCUAUCCGUGAAGUCCCCCAACCGGACCUCGCCAGCUCCCAGUCGCCUUCCACGUCACCCGCGAAAUCCAAGACGAUGCCUCCAACCACGAUGCCACCCGUCAAGAUCCUACCAAACCCCAUGGAAUCUGGUCCCGUCGCCGGCAAGGAGAGCGGCAUCAUGGACCCGGAAAAGUGGUGUGCCGUGUGCGAACGGGACGGUCACGACAGCGUCGACUGCCCGUUUGAGGAUGCCUUCUAG
Molecule: messenger RNA, 2568 nt
Organism: Drechmeria coniospora
Lineage: Eukaryota; Fungi; Ascomycota; Sordariomycetes; Hypocreales; Ophiocordycipitaceae
Product: Noc1p protein
Exons: 2
Coding region: 1-2568 (855 amino acids)
Source: RefSeq, a predicted model, not a curated record